GUGUGUUUCUAUCGUUCUUCCGCCAAGUUUGGUGACACCGCUGAAGCCUACAUAAAUUGCACCAUCUAACCAUCCUCUCUUCGGCUGACAACUUAGACUUGUCCGCUCUCGCCAUACUCGAUCGCCUUCUCCGAGAAGCUUUGUUUCCUCAGCCAUUUCUUCUCGAUCUUUUGCUCCUUUUUCCUGCGCGCACCCGUCCGGUUGCUGCCUAUCUUGGCCUCGGUUUCAUCGAGAUUCGUCUUGGUUCGCGGGGACUCCACGGACACGCUACAAAAGGUGCCAUCUUGCGGUCUCCGAGGCUCUGAAUCGAGCUUCCCGUGUGCCGGAAAAAGAAUGGCUUCAACAGCAUGUUAUCAUACCCUUGGUUCCAUCCAAGGCCAGGGAUACGACGGUAAAACUGGCUUGUUAAGCCGGCUUGGAAGCUUACCUGUGAAAACUGUUUCUAAGGGUGUAAACAUCGAGAUGCGGCUUCUUACAAGAGGAAGCUGCUAUCCUCGGAGCUUGAAAUUGUGUGUGGUUCGUGCAUCGAGCUCACAUUCUUCGGUUGCCGAUCCAGUUCGAAUACCAUCAAACAGCAAUUCUAGUGAUUCUCAGAAAAAAUCAAGUGAAGCUUCACUUAUAUUGAUUAGACAUGGUGAGUCUUUGUGGAAUGAGAAAAAUCUCUUUACAGGAUGUGUUGAUGUACCAUUGACUCAAAAGGGCGUGGAGGAGGCAAUUGAAGCUGGUAAAAGAAUAAGCAAUAUACCUAUUGACACGAUCUUUACAUCUUCACUGAUUCGUGCCCAAAUGACUGCUAUGCUAGCAAUGACCCAACAUCGUCGCAAAAAGGUUCCGAUCAUUAUGCACAAUGAGAGCAAACAGGCCCAGAAGUGGAGUCAAAUAUAUAGUGAAGAAACCAACAAACAGUCCAUUCCUGUGAUAACUGCCUGGCAACUGAAUGAAAGAAUGUAUGGUGAAUUACAAGGUCUUAAUAAGCAGGAAACAGCUGACCGUUUUGGAAAAGACAAAGUUCAUGAAUGGCGUCGUAGUUAUGACAUUCCUCCCCCAAAUGGCGAGAGUUUGGAGAUGUGUGCUGAAAGAGCUGUGGCUUAUUUCAGGGAGCAAAUUGUACCUCAACUUUUGACUGGGAAGAAUGUGAUGAUUGCUGCACAUGGGAAUUCGCUGAGGUCCAUCAUUAUGUACCUGGACAAGCUGACUUCUCAGGAGGUCAUCAGCCUUGAACUGUCGACUGGCAUUCCAAUGCUUUAUAUAUUCAAAGAUGGAAAGUUUAUUAGGAGAGGAAGCCCAGUAGGUCCUUCUGAGGCUGGUGUUUAUGCUUAUACCAGACGUUUGGCUCUCUACAGGCAGAAGCUAGAUGAAAUGUUCCAGUGAUACCUUCUUGUCUGUGCUAGAAAAUACUUGAGGAGCUUUUCGUGGUUGGAAGUCGUAUGAGCAUGAUCACAGGCCCCUUCUACGAUGUCUUAGUUACUAGAAUCCUAGAAGCAUCUACCGCUAUGUUCUUCACCUUAUAGGCGAAGUUUUGUUCAAUGUAGAAAGAAGAUUCUGCAGAUUGUAUUAUUUGUUCAUUUUUGUUGUGUCGGGUGGUGUCGCCUCAAGCUGCUUUUACAAAUGCAAUAAUAAAUAUUCAAGCUUAAUUAUCGACUAUCAAUGGUUAAGCAUCAUUUUUGAA
Messenger RNA from Musa acuminata subsp. malaccensis (wild Malaysian banana), 1669 nucleotides. RefSeq names its product 2,3-bisphosphoglycerate-dependent phosphoglycerate mutase 1. The record is from RefSeq and is a predicted model, not a curated record. Gene Ontology annotation, molecular function: intramolecular phosphotransferase activity. Gene Ontology annotation, biological process: glycolytic process. NCBI's taxonomy places the organism in Eukaryota, Viridiplantae, Streptophyta, Magnoliopsida, Zingiberales, Musaceae.